Caenorhabditis auriculariae is the source of this 1794-nucleotide messenger RNA. The record is from the annotation of a GenBank genome assembly. Lineage: Eukaryota; Metazoa; Nematoda; Chromadorea; Rhabditida; Rhabditidae.
AUGAUGAUCAGUGGACUGGCUGGAAAGACAUAUCCGUUUCUGUGUGUGACUGUUGGAGUUCCCACUACCAACAUUUCUCAUAUCCCUUGGUUGGGUCGAGGCGGAAGUCGAAUUUGUGUCCAUGUGGACCGUAGACAGGCACACAACCUGUUGCGCUACGGUAUUGGUAAAGGCUACGGCACCCUUUAUAAAACAGAAAAAAAAAUUUUUUUUUAAAUAUGAAAACUAAUUUAUGUUUAGAAACUAUGAUGGUACGACAAAAUCUCGUCCGCAAAUCUUGAGGACCGUAAUCUUGUGUACGCAGAUCUAAUGUCCCAUAAUCUUGGGAACCAAAAUCUUGGAGAUUUAAAUCUUGGAAACCACAAUAUUGGAAAGCGAAAAUCAACGCUUUUGCGAAUAGAUUUUAUCAGAAAUUGUAUUCGGUGAUCGAAACAAGAGAAUACAAGUAGAUAAGGUACAACAAAUACGACUAAAAAGGGAGAUUUUUGCUUUCCAUGAUUGUGGUUUCCAAGAUUUUGGUCUCCAAGAUUUUGGUUUCCAAGAUUAUGGGACUUUAGAUCUGCGUACACAAAGAUUACGGUCCUCAAGAUUUGCGGAUUUGAAAUCUUGUCGUACCAUCGAAACUAUCUUUGCUCAGGGGGAAAAUGGCAUGCCAGCGCACAUCUAAAACAAAGAAAACGGCAGAUCUGCUCGCAUGCACCAGUUUACAGAGAACGGUAAACUUGCCAAAUUCAUGCCAAAUCCAACAAAACAUGCCAAAUUCAACAAAAAAAAGCAGACCAGCGCGCAUGUAACCGCAGGCCAGCGCACGAGUCUGGUCUCUCCAAUUUUACCGUUCUCUCUAAACUGGUGCAUGCGAGCAGGUCUGCCGUUUCCUUUUUUAGAUGCGCGCGGGCAUGCCGUUCUCCCCCUGAGUGCGCGUGGCAUCUAGUGCGGCGCCUGCAUUGCGUAUAAAACAGUAAACCACACGAGUGCAGGCGAAAAACAAAAAUUUUGCAACGGGAUUUCUUGUCACGACCUCGCAUUUAAAUUUCUCUCGUACUAGACUCGACAUUUUCAUAUUUUUAGUGUAUUUUUACGAUCUCACGGAUAUAUACGAUCAUAUGAUGUGAAAUUCUUACUUAUAGUCAAUUUCUAUGGUUUAUCAUAGUCACGAUGAUUUUGCACAUGUUUUUAAAGUUUUAUAUGAUAAAGGUUUCUUGUGGUGUGAAUCAACUUUCACGAAAUUCGUAGGCGGCGCAACUGAAAUCAUUGUCAGGUCCUUUCAAUGCCGUACUUUUCUAACCUCGUCAUUCGUGAGGAAACCGCGUAAUGUUGGAAGGAAAAGUGCAUCGCUCAAGUUUUUCUCAAACCGAUCCUUUGCCCUGCAGGUUUUUAGAUUCAAAACAAGAAUUAAUUCAAAGAAAGUUUUUCAGUCCAAUCAACUUUCCCAGCAUCUGAUGCAAACUAGAACGCUGUUACUAUUUCCCAUCAAGUUAAGACGUGAGUUUUUUUUUUCAACGUUCCGUUUACAUUUUUGCAAUUCAGUUCUGUUGAAAAUCUUUUGAAUAAAGCUAAGAAGAUUUUUAUUGUGUAAUUAGUACACUCCUUUCAAAAAUUCGAACAGAUUGGUGAGAUUCUCGUUGUCAUUGACUAAUUUGAACUCAUUCGUUUGAACUUAUUAAGUUUUAAAUUAUAUAAUUUACCUCUGGGCGGCAAGAAGAUCUUUGUCGUUGAGUGCAAGUUCCCGUUCCAACAGCAGCUCACGGAGCCCGGCAUCACGAGCUCGUAGCUCAGAAAUGCUCUUUUCGAUAG